AUGACCUUCUUAAACCACAAUAAUAACUUGUGCCUUGACACCCUUCCCUUCCCUUCUUCCACCUCUUGCCACUGCCCUGACCGUGUGCCGUCUAGUGAGCUUGACAAGAAAUUUGGUAAAAUUUUGAACCUCAAAAUUACCUCAAAUAACAACCCUAAUAACAUUCUUACUAACCUCUGCUCUGGCCUCGAAAAAUUCCUCGGCUUCAACUCUGCUUCCAAAGGCUACGAUGGCAGUGGCAUUGUGUACUCUGACCUUGACAGGCUCUGUGACGGGGUGAUGGGAUUUUUGAGUGGUGUUCUCAGUAACAUCAAAGAUCAUUUAGGGCAGCAUAAUAAUGAAAUUAGCAAUGCAAUUAAGUCACUUGAGACCUGUAAACAUGGUGGUAAAUUAGGUUUUAAUGAUGCGAUUGGAAGGGUGGUCGAAGGGGUGCGGGGGUAUAAUGAGAAGGUGAGGGAGAGUAAUGAAUGUGCUAAAACGCCCAUAAGGACACUGAUGAAAUACGUCAAACCUGGAAAAGGUGAGUUAAAUAAAGGCAUUGAUACUUUGCAGGUGACAGAAGAUCCCCGGCAAGCAGAGGAGCAAGUGUCCACGGCCAAGGCGCUGGUGGCGACAUCUCUUCAGAAAUAUAAGGAAUACGAAACACAGUAUAGAGACGUAACUCAACAUAUUAAUGAUUUAUAUUUACAGUGCAAAACUAGUAUACAUAACGCACAUAGAGUUGUCUCGCACGAGACUACGCGGCUAGGCCAGUUGGCAGGCAGGGAAGCAACUGAGUUGGAGGCAACCGAAAAAGUGAUAAGGGAGACACUAACGGCGCUUGAAGCCCAAGUGAUGGGACAUAUUAAGAGGGAGGUGAACGCUCUUGUAGAAAGUUUAAAAGGGCUAAUAAAGAACGUCAUUUUGAAAGACCUGACGCAGAUCAGCGUCAAUUUGAAAAGCCAUGUGAAGGAUUUGAAGAAAUGGAUUGAAGAGGCUGAUGAAAUGCUCAAGAAGCCGAUAAAAGAUGCCGAAUUGGUUGAAAAGAAUGGUCUUGGUUUCUUAUACAAGGAUGAAAUUAAGAGGGUUGAGAGGGAAUUGUCAGCGUGGACUGGUUGGAUAGGGACCUACAGAGAUGAUCUGCAUCGGAUGGCGGCGGAUGUCAGCGCUAAAAUUACGGAGCUUGGGAAGCAGUUUAGUGAGAUCAGCGGGGGAACAGCGCCGACGAGUAUAGAUGGGAUUUUGGGUAAGAUCAGGGAUAAGGUCAGAGAUAUUCGAGCAGACGUUGGUGAUAAUGGCAACGUUGCGGAUAGUAUAUUUCAGCAGUGGGAUUUGCUGAAAGGGAAGGUAAGUGGGUUUCUUAAAGGGGUUUAUGAUGACCACGGAGUUCUUGGAAGAAAAGGUGAGCUAGGUGAAGUUGUUGGUGGCAUAAAGAACUACGCCGAAAGAUUCAAAACAAAGGAUAUUUUUGGGCAUAUUGUUAAUAAAUGGAUUAAAGACAAUCUGGAUUACAAUGAGGUAGCAAAGGACUUUCUUAAGAAGUACAUAGAAACCAACGGGAACGAAGCGAAAGUGACUGGAAAAUGGGAUAACGCGAAGAAAGCAUUUAAUUCAACAGGUGCCAAACAAAUUGUUGAUAAGAUUAGCGAAGAAGUCAAAGCAAAGCUGAACGCCGAGGCCUUUAGAGCUUUCGUCAAUUUGGACACAGAAAACAUCGUCAACAACGUGGAAAAGGUCAAGGAGGGUAUUUUCACAUUUUCCAGUCAACUCAAACAAAAGUUAACCGAAGGCCAACCUGGCACUGGUGAAGAAUUUGUUAAAGGCAUAGCAAUGGCGAUUGAAAAGGAUUUGGGAACAUACGUAACUAGUUCACAUCUGUCGCCUAACAGUGAUUUAGAAUCCGCUGUAAAAAUACUCCUCUAUGGCACAUUCACCACAGCGAGGCAGGUGUAUGAGGAACUUCACGAAUUGGUCGAAAAAUCGGAGCUUGGCAAAAGGUUGAAAAAAGCUAUAGCCACGAUCGGAGAUAUUAAUAAGCAAUUUGACAACACACCCAACGGCUCUGAUGAUUACGGCAAUUUAAUCGAUAACACAUUGACAAGAGUUAAUCAGAAGAUUAUGACGCUCCACUCCAGCCUCAACAAGGCGACUGGGCAAUCUGGAAGCAGAGACAAUCACGCCGAGAAGCUGGACCAAGCGAUUGCGCAAGUCAAAACUCAGGCAGAGCUACUAAGCGCAGCAGAAACAACUGUAAAGCUCCAAGGUUGGUCCACAAAAAUCACUUCUAAUCUAAAAAAACUCAUCGAUACUUUUGCAAAGUCUGGUAAAGAGGUCAAAGAAGCGUUACAAAAGCUGAAGGACAGUCACAUCGCGAAUGGCAAAACAGGUGUGGCAGACAGCCUCCAAGCUAUUCACGACAAUCUUAACAAGCUACUAACCGGUCCGGUGACGAUGGCCAUUAAUGACGCCGAGGAAAUAAUCGGGAAGGACGCCCCAACGUUGCAAGCAAAAUACGUAGAGUACCUGGAAGAGAGCGUCGGCGACGAGGUGAAACAAGCCACCGAUAAAUUCACCACUCAUGCCCGAAAUCAAUACGUCUCUUCCGUCAAGUCCCUGCUAAGCGACUUCUCAAGCAAGGUCUACGGCGACAUUAAAAAUUUGACGGUAUCCAUAAAUCAGGAUUUAAGCCUCGGCUACAAGGAGUUCAUGGACAAGUUUGAGAAACACUUCCUCAAAGGUGACACAUCACUCGAAGCUAUAACUAGCCUUAAGGCCACAUCCACCGUAGGACAAAAAUCUGCGAUGAGCCAAGCGACCAGUAAAUUUAACACUGCCAUGAAAGCUUUCUUUGAUAGAUGGGAAAAGCAGACGGAGUUUGCAUCCGAUUACAAAGCCAUCACUCCCGCAAAGGAAGCCCUCCGCAAAUUGCUCGCCAAACUCGUGCAAUCUCAACACUUCGACCACGAGUUUUGUAACAAUUUAGAUGCUCUUACUGACGAAUUAGAUAAGUUCACGCCUGGUAAAUUCGGCCAACCCAACACGGUGCUCUCGCAGGCGUUCAAGGAGGGGUUCGCUGACCUGGCGUCGGUGCUGGGAAGGGCGUACGUGAGCGUGUAUGACGGAGGCCAGGGAAUCAGUAAGUGGCUUACGAAAAGUGAUACGCAGUUGACUGAUGAGGGUCGUAAAGGCGCUAAGGUUUGUCUCACGAUCAUUCAUCUGCUUGGCAUCUCGUUACCUAUGUUGAGAGUAAAUUGCAAGAGUCUGAGUGGACAGCAGAUUAACAGAAACGGUGACCUUGGAAAACUGUUUGCAGAUGAAGGCUAUCGUGUAUCCGACCGGGGCGAGCAGAACGGCGAGCUACAAGACCAGGACUGGAUGAAAGGCGAUCAAGUUCAGAAGAGACUAACCUGGCCAAUAAGCGGAGUCGACAACGAGCAUUUAAAAUUGUGUAAGCCAAAUGACAAACAUGAUAAAUUUAGUCUCAUUGAUAUUAUGGCGUGUCUUGUCGGUCACCUUGUACAAUACAAUGACGUUUGCCACAUCGUCCCUCCAUCGAAGGGCAACGCACCUUGCAAUGUAUACCAAAUGUUGUGUUGGCUUGACGGGCUUCCUCAUAGUCCUGUAUACCAAGACUUGAUAAUUGACGGAUUUAGCGGUCUCUUUGAGAAACCGGGCGAGCAGCACAAAGGUGCUCAGUCAGACGAUCUACCUGUUAUAGACGAGAAUGCCGACACGUUGGACGCCUAUCCAAAGCCCAUCACCGCAGAAACCUUAAGGUCGAACCUCCAACAAGUAUGCGCACAAUCUCACAACGUCCUCACUUCCAUCCUCGGAUAUGGCCACGCGGGUGGCGUGUAUGCUUGUGAAUUCACUAACAAUUCGCAGGGUUUAGUAUACCCGAAUGACAAGAACGCAUUGCUUUGCUUGUUGUUUGAUAUAUUGAAGCGGGUUCACCAGCAGUGCUACUUCAUUUGCCAGCAGUUACUGCACGACAAAAAACUAAAUGGUUGGCGUGAUUGCUGGUAUGGCUACCAAGUGGCCGGGUCAACGUGGCAGUGCAAUACACUUCAAUGUCCCGAGCAAAGGGCCGACCAAGACCACAAGCAAACGUGUGACCAAAAGUGUAACCAAAGUGCUGGGUGCGGUUUGAAAUCGCCGUUACAAUCAUUCUUGGAGGACGGGUUACAUGGUUUUUUGCCGCAUCGUGUCUCAAGCAAGGGACCAAAAAUGUCAUGCUCCAGUUGCAGUAAGACCCCUGGUAUGCCGUGCAUCACGCCCAUGGGCUUCGCAGAUAUCGGUAACAUGGCAUCCCACAGGCGAAUAGGUAGACACAUUUACAUGGUACUUACCGAUUUUUGUAGCGCCGAAUACUCCCCCCUCACUAAACUCUGCAGUCAACUCACCUGUCUCCUUUCCAGCGCGCCGACAACACUGGGCGAUAUGUUCGCUUUUUACUAUCAUUUCCUAAAUCAGUGGAACCGUGGUAGCAAGGGAAUACGCGACAAACACAGGGAAAUAGCUUUCGGUGUUGCCGUAAGCAAAGCCAAUUUCAAGAAUCCAAGUACAAAGCUGGACAUUACCUCAAUGUUCAAGACCAACGUACACGGUUUCGGACACAGUGCGUCACACUUCAAUGGAGACCUCAACACCCUUGUCAGUUGCAAUCCAACGGCCACUGCAACUAGCCCCUGUGGUUCAUAUCUGAAGCCGCUUAAUCGUGAUAUCCGUCACAUGUUUGCGGAGGAUAACGCCGACAAAUAUCUCUCGUGGAUCGUUUAUCUGACUGAAUCGUUCUACAAAUUGUUAGAACAGUUGUAUGCCGAUUGUUGUAAUAAUUGCAAUAAGCCCGGCGCAAGAUGUCAUGGUCGCAGUUGUGACAAAGAAUGUAUGAUGAAAGCAAGGUUUGUAAUGAAUGAUACUAUGCCUACCCACUCGCAAGGGUGCAGGUCUAUUGUCAACUGUACCAUGACUCUUCCCACAUUACGUAAAUAUGGCAUGUAUUUUGAAAGCAAGAGUGAUCUUAACGGUAAGAAUAUCGCAACGAAACGAACGUGCGAAGACUUUUGCAAAGCAUUAGCACAAGUCGUAAAACAGGGUAACGCUUUGUAUGUGCUGGUUCAUAAGACCAUUCCGGAAUUCCUAUUCACCAUCAGAGAGCCGUUUAUAUGGCUCAACGUCGCGCUCUGGUCGCUGUCCCUCUUCUACCUCAUUUGCGUAAUGGUUGGCAGACUGGAUGUGCUCCACAUACGCUCACACCUGCGAAUACCGUCGUCGCACAAGAUAACGGCGCAAUCAUUGUUGGCUGCAGCGCAAGUCGGAAGGCUUGCCAAGAUAUCGUAUCUACAACCGUAA
Messenger RNA from Babesia bigemina, 5331 nucleotides. RefSeq lists its product as hypothetical. The record is from RefSeq and is a predicted model, not a curated record. The coding region runs from base 1 to 5331 and encodes 1776 amino acids. The transcript has a single exon. Lineage: Eukaryota; Apicomplexa; Aconoidasida; Piroplasmida; Babesiidae.